Molecule: messenger RNA, 7623 nt
Organism: Bemisia tabaci
Lineage: Eukaryota; Metazoa; Arthropoda; Insecta; Hemiptera; Aleyrodidae
Product: calcineurin subunit B type 2
Molecular function (GO): calcium ion binding
Source: RefSeq, a predicted model, not a curated record
GUCAACACUGUAAUUUGUGCGAAGAAAAAGUUGGUUAUUUAUGGUUAUUUUAUCGUUCAAAGUUUUGUGUGCUGUAGAAAGCACAGUAAUUAAUUCGUGAAACAUAGUAUUUUCCAGUCGUAGUUAGUUAAUCGUUGCAAUAAUGGGGAAUGAAGCUUCACUACCGAUGGAGCUUUGCUCCAAUUUUGAUGCUGAUGAAAUCAGACGGUUAGGUAAACGGUUCCGAAAGUUAGAUUUAGAUAAUUCAGGAGCCUUAAGUAUCGAUGAAUUUAUGUCGUUGCCAGAACUACAACAGAAUCCUUUAGUCCAACGUGUUAUAGAUAUUUUUGAUGAAGAUGGGAAUGGUGAAGUUGAUUUCAAAGAAUUCAUCCAAGGUGUCUCGCAGUUUAGUGUGAAAGGUGAUAAAGAAUCAAAAUUAAGAUUUGCUUUUAGGAUCUAUGAUAUGGACAAUGAUGGUUAUAUUUCAAAUGGCGAAUUAUUUCAGGUCCUAAAAAUGAUGGUCGGAAAUAAUUUAAAAGACACUCAACUACAACAAAUAGUUGAUAAGACCAUUUUGUUUGCCGAUAAAGAUGAAGACGGAAGGAUAAAUUUUGAAGAAUUCUGUUCGAUUGUCGGUAACACAGAUAUACACAAAAAAAUGGUCGUCGACGUCUAAAGUCAUCAAAUCAAAUUAUAUCAUUUCAAUCGUUCUCACUGAACUGCUGUGUCACUCACCUCUCAUCUCUAAGAUUUGAAUAACUUCUUAUUCAUUUAUUUAUUCAUAUUCAUCUAGGAUAUACUUUACCUAUAAAAAGGUUAAUUUUCAAAAAUGCUUGAAGAGUCUUUGCUUCUCUUUUUCACUCUUUCAUCAUCAAUUUGCAGCAAUUCUGCUUUUUGUCUCUUCCACCGUCUAAAUUCUAAUUUCUAAAGAAACUUUCUACUUUAUUAUUCACAGUAACUUUUUUUUGAAAAUUCUUGUUUAAUAUGAUAAUUUUUGAUGGCAGUGAUUUGUUAUUUGGUAGAGACGUACGAAAGCUGGUUAGAUCUCUGGUUGUAAGUACACAUUUGAUUUUGCUUUCUGAAUAAAUUAAGGGUAAAAAAAUUAAUAAUGUUUAUUAAAAAAUAUUUCUGGGCUAAUUGUAACAGCAAAAGAAUCAAAAUUUUUUAUCUCUUUCAACUUAUUAACACAUUUUGAAAGUAGGCUAAGUCGUAAAUCUUUCUCAAAGGAAAUUUCUUCUAUCCAUGUUUGCUUCUAUCAUAAUCAAAGAAUUGGAAUUGUGUAAGGUAGAAGUCUCAUCCCAAAAAAUAUUCCUGUACAGUUGCUGAGUAUUUCUUUACUUCAACUGUAGUCGCACUUGCCAUCAUAAAUUAUUUCAUAACUUGCUUGUGUAAUGUUUACAUUACAAAGCAAAUAAACUGAGAUGUGUCCUUCAAGUGUAUAGUAUGUAAGAACGAUUGUUUUCAAAUUAGGAUGGAAGAAAAACAAAACCAAUCAAUGAGUAUGUUUCUCUCACAUCCUAUUUUUUACUUUAAUUUAUAAUUAUUCUGAAAUAAGCGCAAUAGCCUUAAAUUAAUUUUAAAAGGAUUGUUCUGAAUUUGCAUGUACUACUUUUCUGUUUUACUUUGAAUAAUAUUCAGGUUCUAUUCAUAUAAUCACCAGUUUUUGAUUGAAAGCACAGUUACUAGUUCUACAUUUUGAUGAGUAACAGAAAAAUUAGAUUUCUAUCUGUCUCAUUAAAUGUGGCAAAUAGGGUAUCGAUGCAACGGAACUUCAAACAUUUUGUCCAAUGAAACAGAUUUUGUGGUCUGUUCCUGUGCCAAUUUUUUGUUUUUACUCUUCUAUCCAGUUAGUUGUUUCACUGAUUCCUUUCGUCAUUCGGAGGUCCAUGAAGCCUCUGAGUUUGAAGGUGUUCCUUCUGCCAUAAUACUGUAAAAAGUUUUGUUCAUGUUUUAAUAUUAUUAUUUGGUACGCAAGGAACAAUACCGCUCGAUUGCAGUACCAAAGUUCUCACAAAGCAUUGGAAAAAAUACCAAUCGGCCAUUCUGAGUGCGACUUCAGUAAAUCUUCAGAUGGCUCUCUUGAAUUUUUUUUUUUCGAAGGACAAUUCAGUCAUUGAUUUCACUCUGCAAAGCACAGAUCACUUUCAGCAGUAGUACUUGCGAACAGUUCCAAUUAAGUCGCAUCACACAAAGAAAGAGGGGAAGAAUUUUUUUACAUCUCUGACACUUUAGAAAGAAGUCCAUCGUUUUGUGGGUACAGAAAUUUUGGUCCUUAAUUUCCCAAAAAAAUUUGUGGCGCGCGGUAAAUAAUCAUUCUUCAAAAACUGUAUAAAAUUUUUUCUCCUUGUUCAUUUUACCAAAACAAUGGAUAGUACGGCCAGUUUUCCAUACUUUUAAAUUUUGAUUUUCCUGAUAUAUUGACGCCCUAUUGUACCCACCUACAUGACGGAUUGACUUAUCGGUAAACGCAACCACCUUCUCUUUUUUCUAAGCGGUAUUGUUUCUUUCGCGAUGAUGGAUGCAAGAUCUUCUCAUUCAAAAUGUGAGGAAUAACUUGGUCUAAAGAAUAGGCACUGCUUGUGAUGAAGCUAUUUUUUGUUGAUUUUUAAUUAUAUAUUAUUAACUGACUUACUUCUUCUGGAAUGUUAACGUUUGUGUCGCAAAUUGAUAAGAAGGUACUGAAUUUGAUAAAGAAGUAACUUCUUGUGACCAAGGCCAAAAAUUGCCAAUUCAUUUGCCAGGGCAUUGAAGCCUUUGCGAGAGCAAAAUUACUUUCAGAGCUUUCCAACCUCUUUGAGCGAGCCAUCUGAGGUCACUCACUUUACUGAAAUUGCUUUUAAUGGACUUUUUAAUACUUAUGGUUGUUUCGAAAGCUUUUGUUUAGCAAGCCUAUAUCCAAUGCUUCAACCUAACUUGCCUUGUCUCUACUGUCUGUCCAAGGUGUGUAAAGGAAGUGUUCAGUAUAUACCAUAACAAGGAAAAAACUACCAGACUCUGAACAGAAGUGCUUAAUAGUCUAGAUUCUUGAAAGCGUGAUUCUUUGGCCUACUCUUGGUGAAUUGUUGUAAAUAUUACCUCGUUAUAAAGUUAGCCAUUUUCUUUUGUGAAUUUGAACAUGUGCAUUGUUUUAACUUACAUAUUCUUUUACCUACCAAUUUUAUUUUUUGUUUUUCUCUCUUUAUACCCUUUUGGUCUUUUUAUUUCAUUUUGUUCAUCAUUGAGUUCAAGUAUAUUUAUUUUAUUUGUCGAUAAAGCGCAUUAUUUAUAUUCUUACCACUAUUUGUAAGAAAUUUUUUCUAUCAGAUAUUAUCUAUCAAAUCAUAAUUUAUAAAAAAAUGUGUGCUUUUCCAAUUAUCAGAGUGUUAAUAUUAUCGAGGCCAUUUAGCAGGAAAAGUUUAAAUCGUCAGAUCAUCAUUAAUGCAAGACUCUCUUUGAAGUUUGAUAGUUCAACAGCUGUAUUGAAGCUUAUGCUAAUUUGCUCACAUGAAUACAAUGAGUUGAUGUGCAAAAUUUUGAAGAACAAUGUGAUCUUUAGAUUGAAUUACCAGCAAACAUAACCCAACAUCUAAGUACCAAACAAAUGUUAAAGUACUUGAGAAGUACAUGUUUUUACCAGUUUGACUUUUAAUGUGUAUUGAAACUAGAAUUCAUUACAACCAGAGGAAUAUCUCAGGUGCCUGAUCUCAGAAUUACUCUUUCAGAAACCUCUAAUUUAAGUGAAGACCAUCGAGAAGUUAAAGUCGAAUUUUCAUCGGUCAAAUCAAGGACUGAACUCAAUGUUAGAUUAGUUUCGCUUAAAUUGAAGGUUUCCAAAAAAUAUUUUUUGGGAUUUCGCAGCUAUAGAUUGUCCUUCCUGAUGUAAUGGAUCCAAUUUUGUCCAAUACUAAGAGUAAUACCUACUUGUAUUCCAACCAAGAUUGCCACUGUCAGGAAAAACUGGAAAAUAUCAGGGAAAAUGAUGAAAGUAUCUGAGAAAAAUUGUUAAAUCAUUUUCAUCCUGCACAUCCUCAAAUGUCAGGGAAUUUCACCAAAAUUUGUAGAGAAAAUCAGGGAAUUCCAUUUUCUGUAUUUUGUCGCAACUCAAACAAACAUAUCUUGCUGGAUAUCUCAAUUUUUUGCUAUCUGCAUCCAAUGUAAUUCUCUCUAAGAUCACCUUCUCUCAGAUCAAUGCUAGAGUUUGUGCCAAAUUAAUGGGCCUUCUUUAGAAAUCUGCUAUCUUCAUUUUAGCUCUAGAGCCAGAUGCAAUGAUGAAUCUCGAUCUUCUCAUAACGUUGGUCAAUCAGUUUGGCGUGAAGUGUAUACCUGCACAGCCGGAUUUAGGCAUAGGCCACCUAGGGCGGCAAAUUUUGCAGGGUGGCAAAAAAAUAUGCAAAGAGAAAAACAAAAAUAUAGCGCCACUGUGCUGCCGUGAAGGCAGCAAAAGCAGCUUAAAUUAUGUAAUUUUUCUACACAAGGCGUAAAAGCGGCACCUGAGAAAUUUGUUUUCUUUUUUGAAGAAUGCUUUGGCACACAUUAUUUUAUUACCAAAAUGCAACUUCCCCCCUUUGCAAUUUAAAAUUUGAAAGACGAUGUUUUUUUGACUCAAAACUUUGACGGCCUAAGGGCGGCAAAUACGUAAAUCCGGCCAUACAUACCUGCCUGAUAAAAAUUCUGAAUUGGAAACUAACCAUCUGUUUAGUUAAGUUCAUUGAGCUUGUAUUAAGUAUUUCCAAUUAUGAAGUGGGCUUGAAAUUUUUUUAAUUGUAAAAUUCAUUGUUAAAUAUUUUGAUGAAGUUUAUCUCAUUUGUGUGAGACACUUGAUGAAUAUUAUAGUCUCAACUUGCUCUGAAAUCUAUUCUCUCAGUUAGGUUUUAGAGCAUUUGAAUAUGGCAUAAGUCAAUGAAAUGAGUUUAAAUAGUUAAAAAGUACAAAUCAUGUGAAUUACGUUAAGGACUUUGGCCAAACUCUGGAUUUUACAAUCAGUUUAGCUUUUAAAAUGACUUGAUAGGCAGCUGGACUGUCUUUUAAAUCCUAAAAAUGUUAGUAAAAUGCUUCUGGAAAAAAGGAAGAAACCGUUAUUUGCUGAUAAUACGCAGCUCUCCUUACAAACUCAUGUAAAGAGAUGUAGGUCAACAAUUGGAGUCACAAAAAAUUUACAUUCAAAAUACAUCAUCUUGAGAAUCUCAAACGCUUUUUUCCUUUACUCUUCAUACUUUCAAUGCUAGCCGAGUUUCACCUCCACAGUUUUUUUAAAAAAUCUUUGUUCCUUCUUGCGUAUACCUUUGUAAUAGGGUAAGCUUUCAAUAAUGCAACAAGUUCAUUUCAAAAUGUGUCAAGUGCUUACAAUAGUUUGUCAAAACCAAAUAAUUGCGAGUGCUCACAGACUGUAAUAAAGCAAGAACUGGGUUUCUAGCGGUCUAGAAAAUCAGGGAAUUCAUGGGGAUUUUUUAAAGUCACGGAAUUAGCAAAAUGUUGAAGUUCUGGCGCCAUUUGAGCGAGGGAAAACAACUUCCAAGUGCCUUCUUCCAUAAUUUGAAUGUCUAGAAGUGGAAAUUGUAUCCAAAAUUUAGCAAAAGUCAUGCAGCGUAUGUAAAAGGAAAACAAUUAAAUGAAAGUGUUGUUUGAAUGUCUGAGAAAGUCAGAGAAAUCAGGGAGUUCGAAAAUUUUGGAGUCAGGUAAGGGCAACUAAAAGUCAGGAAAUUAAGAAACGCAAAAAAGGGUGAAAACCCUGAAAAGUCCGUCCACUAGUGAUGUUGUUAACACGAGUCCAGCUUUGAUUUAUUCAUAAUGAAAGGUAUUAUAAAACAACGCAGCAGCAAUAAACUGAAAUUUUAUUAUAGGGUUAUUAUUUUUAAUCAUACUAUUAAUAUUGAACGAUUUAUUUACUACAGAGCGGAAUCCAGUGCCAAACACUCCCGAGCCUUGCUUUUCCUUGACUAUUAAAACUGCCAAAGAUUACGAUCUCUUUGCUUUAAGACCCAUUAGGAAAAUUGACACUUGAACUCUGGUAGUUAAGGACUAAAAUUGAGAAAAAGGCGAAUGCCCUUAAAGGUGACUACUAUUUGAUUAAAAAAUUAGUGCAGCCAUUCAGGUAGUUGGUGCUGUCAAAAUUGAAAAAAUUUAAAAAUGCAUCAAAUUAAAAAAUCCUGUUGGAUUCGUAAGAAGAUGAGCCUAUGAGAUUCAGCUGCAAUUUGCUUGAAGUAAAGGGGGCCCCGUGGUUGAGGCCAAAAAAUUUAAGGAGAUAUUCUGGAGCUCAAAAUAAGACUCUUAUUGUUAAUCCUUGAGCAAGGGUCAAAAAAUUGAACCCCUCUCAACUUUAAAAAAAAAUGUAAUUUUUUUUUCAUUGUGAGCCUCUUUGGUGACAAAAUAUUGUGAAACUUAGAAUACUCCGACAAAAAAUGAUUGGAUAACCCUUUGGAGAGACGUAAUAGUUCCAAACUCUGAAUCUUUUGUUUUGGUCAAGAACAUCCUGCCAAUAUUAACAUCUCUCUCUUUUUUUCUUCUUUUUGCCUAACUUCAGAAUGUGCAUGCAAAAGUCAUUGUAAUAAGUAAAAUUUCCGUCUCAAAAGGAGCUCACAGUUCAAAAAAAAAUAAUUAUAUUUUUUCACUAUUUUACACCCUUUUAGCUGAAAAUGGCUUAGUUAUUAGAUCAAUGCUCACAGUAAAAAAUGUGUACUUUGACGUCAAGAACUGCCCCACAAAUUUUUUAUUUUAACCCUGAGAACGGGCAGUCUAGGGGUGUAACUCCAAUGAUACGGCUUGUGUAACAAAUAUUCAUUAAAAAUGGUCUUAGCUUUUGAUCUACCACAUUGGGGAAGGUUUCUCUGCAGACCAGUUAUAGGGCUGAUACAAACUACAUCAUAAUCAUAUUAAGUGUAGUAGUAUUUGACAUGAUGUGAAAUUCAAUUCUGCAGAUUUCAUUGUUUCGAGGAGUCUUAAAAUUUUGACAUUAUCCACGAAUAAAUACGUUAGUUAUUUACUGAAAUUUGUAUUAUGGGUCCCCCUUAAGUCAAACUGGUCUUUAAUUAUACUCUGUGUUAAGGCAGAAAAUUUAAUGUCAUCCGAUUAAUCCUCUCAUAUGUAUCACUCAUCAGCACUUAGAUCUUUACAUUUGUAAUUGUAACUCUGGAUUAAAUCAAUCAAAUUAAACUGAAAGUUAGUUAAAGAAGUUUGAUUGAAUGAAUAUUCAUUCAGUUAGGGCAAAAGAACCUCUUAGUAGCCUCGUUGUAGCAAGUUAUUAUUUUUAUCUCAUGGCCAAUUGACUGCCUGAAACUUUUUUAACAAUUGAAAAUACCUGUUGAAAAAUUGUUGAAAAAACUUGAAAAAUAAUCAUCCAUUAAGGAGUGAUAAAUGAAUAGUAUGUGCUAAAGUCCCCAGAAUUCAUGUUUUUAGUCAUGCUUUUCUUUCCACAUCUAAAAAAAGUCAAACUUAAGAGAUCGAUCUUUUCCAAAGGGCUGAGAAUAUUUUUCCUUCAACUUGCCUGCGUGCCUGUCAGAGUAUUUCUAUUUAAUUUGCAUAUAAAACUGCUAGGAGUCUUAUCUUAUUGAGCUCGUUACAUUGUUGUUGGUUUAACAUAGUUACCCAUCUUCCUGUUCGAAGAGGAGCAAACCUGCAUUACUGAUUCUGUUUUGAAGGUACCUAACAAUAAAGCUAUUCUCCUCAAAA